Molecule: messenger RNA, 3162 nt
Organism: Anopheles darlingi
Lineage: Eukaryota; Metazoa; Arthropoda; Insecta; Diptera; Culicidae
Product: neurofilament heavy polypeptide-like
Exons: 3
Coding region: 267-3023 (918 amino acids)
Source: RefSeq, a predicted model, not a curated record
UGCGUCGUUCUCAGUCCUAGCUGAACCGCCGUGACGGGAUUACGUUGCGCAGUGUCGAAAGUGAACCACACGUGAACCACCCCGUUUGUACCAGAGCGGAGAAAAAGGGAAGAAGGAUCUAAUAUUAGGGAAUCCAAAAGUAAGACCCAAGAGUCACACGGAUCGUGAAAACGUGGAAAUUUAACGCGGAAUCCGCCGAGAAAGCGACGUACUAAACGUAUUGAAAGUAGGAAACCCCGAUCCCCACAGGAAGCCAACGUUAAGGGAUGGCCAAGAAAGGGAAGGCUAAAAAUGGGACCACUGAAGGUGGCCAGGAAGUAGCCGCUCCACCAUCACCGGCAGCCGCCGCUGUUCCGGUUCCGGCGCCAGUGAAACCCGUGCUCGAGAAACCGGUGAAGGAGGAACCGGCCGCUAAGCCACAACCGAACGUGGAAAACGGUACCAAUGGAGAUGGUGCUGGUAUCAACCGUAAGAAUAGCCGCCGCAACAGCAAGAAGAAGCCGGCUGGCGAGAAACCGGCGGCCAAUGAGGAGCAGCAGGCGCCCAAGGAAGAGGCAUCUUCCACGAAGUCAAUCAAGAAGCGGCUGCGCAAGAAGCGUACGAGGCUGGUGCACGCCCUAGAGGUGGCCACAACCAAUCCGGCCGGUGAGUCGGCGCAAUCUUUGGAGGAGCUGCGCCAGAAGAUCAAGGCCGUCGAGAAUCUGCUGCGCGAAGUGCAGGCCAAAGCUGAAGAGGAGCAGAAGAAGGUAGAGAGCUUGAAGGAGGCACAAGCCGUCCAGGCGAAACCAGCGGAAUCGGAAACGAAGGAGCCACGUAAUCGCAAAACGUCGGAAUCAUCGUCCAAGAAUCUGAGCACCGAAAAGACCCGCAAGGAGGCGGAAGCUAAGAAGCUGGCAACCGAGAAAGUGCAAAUGCAGAAUGAAGCGAAGCGUUUGGUGGAGGAGAAAGUCAAAAAGGAGCAGGAGAUGAAGAAGCUGAUCGAGGAGAAGGCUAAGAAGGAUGCGGAAGCAAAGCGUUUACUGGAGGAGAAGGCGGCCCGUGAAGCGGAGUUGGCGAAGCUGAAUCAGGCCAAGGCCCGCGUUGAGACGGUGGAGCAAAAGAUCAACGACCUCGACCAGAAGCGUAAGGAGACUGAUGCUCAGAAAGACCAAAAGACUGCCCCUGGUAGCCCGAAACAGAAGAAGGAACAGGCUCGUACGCGCAAGGACUCCGAAUCAAGCAAGAAAAAGGAGGCAGAGGAUAAGGCCAAGAAGGAAUCGGAGGAGAAAAUCAAACAGGAAGCGGAAACCAAGGCCAAGAAGGAAGCGGAAGAGAAGUUGAAGAAGGAGGCGGAAGCCAAAGCUAAGAAGGAAGCAGAAGAGAAGUUGAAGAAGGAAGCGGAAGCCAAAGCUAAGAAAGAAGCGGAAGAGAAGCUGAAGAAGGAAGCUGAAGCCAAGGCUAAGAAGGAAGCGGAAGAGAAGCUGAAGAAGGAAGCGGAAGCCAAGGCCAAGAAGGAAGCGGAAGAGAAGUUGAAGAAGGAAGCGGAAGCCAAGGCCAAGAAGGAAGCGGAAGAAAAGUUGAAAAAGGAAGCGGAAGCCAAAGCUAAGAAAGAAGCGGAAGAGAAGCUGAAGAAGGAAGCGGAAGCCAAGGCUAAGAAAGAAGCUGAAGAGAAAUUGAAAAAGGAAGCGGAAGCCAAGGCCAAGAAAGAAGCGGAAGAGAAAUUGAAGAAGGAAGCCGAAGCCAAGGCUAAGAAAGAAGCGGAAGAGAAGCUGAAGAAGGAAGCGGAAGCCAAGGCUAAGAAGGAAGCGGAAGAAAAGUUGAAAAAGGAAGCGGAAGCUAAGGCCAAAAAGGAAGCGGAAGAGAAGUUAAAGAAGGAAGCAGAAGCCAAGGCCAAGAAGGAAGCGGAAGAGAAGUUAAAGAAGGAGGCGGAAGCCAAGACCAAGAAAGAAGCGGAAGAAAAAGCUAAAAAAGAAGCGGAAGACAAACUGAAACAGGAAGCGGAAAAGACCAAGAAGCAAGCCGAGGAAGAAGCGAAGCGGAAAUCGAAUGGAGAAGCCCCGAAGCAACAGAACGGAUCUGCAGCCACCGCAACGCCCCCGGCCGCUCCAAAGCAAGAGGCGAAAAACAAUAAUAAAAAGAAUAAACGAACUCCCAAGAACAGUGUGUCGGAGGACGAGAAGCACACCAUCAAGUCCCGCACGCCCAAGAACAGUGUCUCCGAAGACGACAAGAGCGCAGCCAAGGUCCAGACAACCGGUUCAAAAAACGGCCAAAGCGGCGAUUUUGCCUCCUCUGUUGAGCCCGUCUCGGUAGUGGCAGCGAAAUCGCAGGAGCAAUCAUUACAAUCACCCGCCUCCCCAGUCCCAGCAGCAAAGGCAGCACCGAAGGCAGCCGGAAACGCUAAGCAACAGACACAGCAGCAGCAGCAGCAACAACAGCCAAAAACUCCGGAAAAGACACAGCCACCUAAGACUGCCGCAUCACGAGCUUCUCCACCAAAGACCACUGCCAAGGCUCCUUCUCCACCGAAAACGGCAGCAGCCCCUAAACCUAGCACACCACCUGCAACCAAGAAACCCGAUCCGCCACCAAAGCCCGAGUUCCUGAAGCGGAAGUCUCCCUCGGUAGAAAAGGAUAAGCCUCCCAGCCCAGCGGUCAAGGUAGCACAGGCACCGCCUGUAGCUGCAGCACCUUCAGGCAAACCUGCCCCAGCUUCAGCACCAGCUCCUGCCCAAGUUCCUGCCAGCAAUGAACCAGCAACGGCUGCAGCGCCAGCGCCAGCGCCAGCAGCAGCAGCAGCAGCCGCAGCAUCCCGGCUCACCGAUGAAACCGUCAAUGGAGUGAACAAGCCUGCCUCUUCUCCCAGUGCGGCAGCUGCUGCAGCGGCUGCCACCGGUGCCAACAACAAAUCGAAACCGGCCCAGAAGAAACCGGAAGUGCCACCGAAACCGGACGUACAUAACAAGAGUGCCGCCAAGAUGAAGACCCCGAUCAAGCAGCCGGGCGGCAAGGCCUCGACGGUCGCCGGUAGCGGAGCAAAGUAGAACCGAAGCAUUUAAGAAAAACAUGGACAUUAUAUCGACCAUAGCGGACGUGCUGUUGUCCUAUCCGCGCUCGAAGCGCAAUCGUUCGGAUGCAGCAGAGUCAACGGAGGGUGGCACAAGCAGCACGUCGAAACCCAUC